AUGAGUUUAUCGCUAUAUCCCGGCACUAAUUGUACCCCUGAAGAAUGGUAUGAAUAUUGUAAAAUGCCUCAAGUCCGUGAAAAUGAAACUCCUAGUGAAGAACAUGGUCUUUUACUUACUCAAAGCAAAAAAUAUCUUGAAGCUAAGGAAUUGAUACUAUUUCCCAAUAAUACUCCAUAUGCUCGUGAAAUCAGAUUAGCAAUUUGUUUCUCUUGUAACCAGUUAAUAUAUUGCGGACAACGAACUCAAAAUAUAGGUAAUUAUAAUCAUAUAGGAAUAGAGAGACAUUGGAAAUUCUCAUGUAUCGGUAAUAAAUACUGUGGUGUAAGUCACGAUGAAUACUUGAAAAUCAAGCAAAAACCUAAAUAUAAUUUCGAUGAUAAAGAUGUUGGUAGAAAAAUUCAAGCAUGUAUUAUUAUACAACGAAAAGUUGUUGAGUGGAUUUAUCGCCCUGAUGGAUUAACUGCUCAGGAAUUAGCAUUACAUUAUACUUGUUUACAGAGCAGAAAUGC
Molecule: messenger RNA, 512 nt
Organism: Dentiscutata heterogama
Lineage: Eukaryota; Fungi; Glomeromycota; Glomeromycetes; Diversisporales; Gigasporaceae
Source: the annotation of a GenBank genome assembly